CCAGCCACGAACAUACGUAAGUGGCCCGAGUGGCAUAGCGAGCGCUGCACAUGCUCUCGGUGCCGUCGUGAGGUGGUUGGUCUGCAGCGUUUGCCACACAUCGGAAUUGCAGAUGUACGUAAAUGGAUUUCGGACCUGCUGGAAUUAUACAUAAGGUGCCAGCGCUCGCGACCGUCAGACUGGCUCAUUCACCCCCCACACCACCCACGAACUGCAUCUCGGCAACCAGUGCACAGCAACCAACUUCUGCUAUUCCAGGAGUGGCAUCGGCGCGAGCGUUCGUCCUUUCUCCGUUUGGCGCCAAAGCGUAAAGCACAACUGUAACUGCGCCAUGUCGACGCUGUCGAACCCAGGAAUAGCCGGCCGCGACCUGCUUGUCGGGCGGACGCUCGCAUGCACGGGCGCCUCACGGGGCAUAGGCCGUGCGAUCGUGCUCGCGGCCGCGGCGCAAGGCGCGACCGGUAUUUGCAUGCACUACCUCGGCGACGAGGAGACAGAGCGGGAAGCGUCGGCACUCCAGCAGGAAAUCGAAGGCAGGUGGGGAGACGGAGGGAGCGAGGGGCGAACGGGGGAAGCAGGAACGAAGGUUGUGCUUGUCAAAGGAGACAUUGGUCUUGAAGAGACAGGUCAAGCUAUCAUCGACACUGCGAUCCAGCGCUUUGGGCGGCUAGAUGUCUUCGUAUCCAACGCGGGCAUUUGCCAGUUCUCCAAGUUCCUCGACCUGACCCCAGAACUGUGGCACAAGACACAGCAGGUCAAUCUAAACGGCGCGUUCUACGCUCUCUCGGCGGCCGCGCGCGCCAUGUCGGCGCAGGCGCCACACCCGCAGUCAGGCACGCGUGGCUGUAUCGUCGCCGUCUCUUCCAUCUCGGCGCUCGUCGGCGGCGCAGAGCAGUGCCACUACACGCCAACGAAGGCAGCGCUCAAGAGCUUGAUCGAGAGCAUGGCAUGCAGCUUGGGCCCGCUCGGGAUCAGGUGCAACUGCGUCCUGCCGGGAACAAUCCGAACGGCCAUCAAUGAGGAGGACUUGAGCAAUGACGGAAAAAGGGAGUACAUGGAGAAGAGGACGCCGCUAGGAAGGCUGGGAAAUCCUGGGGACAUCGCUGGCGCGACCAUUUUUCUGGCGUCGGACCUGAGCCGGUAUAUGCAAGGAUCCAGUGUGCUUGUCGAUGGAGGCAUGUUUGUCAACUUGCAAUGAUAGGAACCCUACAAGGCAUAUUAUUUCUCAAUCUGACUCAAAGAGAAGACUAGCAAGAGCAAGAGAAAGAGCAUUGACACAAACAAUUGCAUUCCUGGUCAGCCUCGAAAAUGAGGAAUAAGAGGCCACAGGCUCUUCCGGUUAUGACCUGUGAGGUAGAUAUACACCAAAGAGGCCACGCGAGAGGCCUCUGUGCGCGAAUCCGACGUUCAUGUUGCCGCAUGCAGCAUGUCUGCACCCUAAAGGCAACGUAGCGCGCUCCUUCGGCGCCUGAAUACCACUAAAGCCUCAUCCUUACUACGCUUCUUCCAUCGGCGCAUUGAUGAUCCCCUGUUGUAUGGCGCCAAAAUGUUCCCGCCGAAAAGCCAAGGUCCUGGCGCUCAAGCGCCCAAGCCGUGACGGUCUUUGGGGAUUGUGCAGUA
This is a messenger RNA of Tilletiaria anomala UBC 951, 1620 nucleotides long. Its product is annotated as NAD-P-binding protein. Gene Ontology annotation, molecular function: oxidoreductase activity, acting on the CH-OH group of donors, NAD or NADP as acceptor. The transcript is spliced from 3 exons. The coding region runs from base 332 to 1198 and encodes 288 amino acids. NCBI's taxonomy places the organism in Eukaryota, Fungi, Basidiomycota, Exobasidiomycetes, Georgefischeriales, Tilletiariaceae. The record is from RefSeq and is a predicted model, not a curated record.